GCGCAGGCUAAUUAGCAUGAGGCUUUCACAUUGGAAACCAUUACAACAAGUGCAAACAGAGCAAUCCGAGUAGAGAACGAACACAAAAGAAAUAAUUGUCUGCGUUUAGCUGGGAACAUGGAAGAGGAUGUCUAUACAUCGUUUGGUUCCUACAACGAUAGCGGAGGCGGCGAAAGUGACAGUGAUUUAGAUUGGAGCAGUCUGGAAUCGAGCGUGGAGCAGCUGCAGAAUCUACUGGUGUGGCAGGAGGCGAAGCAAGAGAAGAGGCAGCCAUUUGGCAAUUUCAGUGAUUAUCAGCUAAGCAAGUGGAAUGCAACCGAUGUCAACAUCAGCAUUGUCAGCACAUUGCCAGCCUUAACGACGGAGGAGCCUCCCUUCGACGCCAACAACUAUUGGGCACUACUGGCUCUUGUCCUGGUCUUGGGCACGGCAGCUGGUAAUAUUCUUGUCUGCCUGGCGAUUGCCUGGGAGCGUCGCUUACAAAAUGUAACAAACUAUUUUCUAAUGUCGCUGGCCAUCACGGAUCUCAUGGUGGCUGUUCUUGUCAUGCCUCUGGGCAUUCUUACGCUGGUGAAAGGCUAUUUUCCUUUGGGCUCGGAGCAUUGUUUGACCUGGAUAUGUCUGGAUGUAUUGUUCUGUACGGCAAGCAUAAUGCAUUUAUGUACCAUCUCUGUGGACCGAUAUUUGUCGCUGCGUUAUCCAAUGCGAUUUGGACGAAAUAAAACAAGACGACGGGUUACCCUAAAGAUUGUAUUUGUCUGGCUGCUCAGCAUUGCCAUGAGCCUGCCACUGAGUCUAAUGUAUUCAAAGAAUCAUGCCUCGGUGCUUGUGAAUGGAACAUGCCAGAUACCCGAUCCGGUUUACAAGCUGGUCGGCUCCAUUGUGUGCUUUUACAUUCCGCUGGGCGUGAUGCUACUCACCUAUUGUCUUACCGUACGAUUGUUGGCCAGGCAGCGUCAAAAUUUGGGCGGUGGCCAACAGACGGCUGCCGGGACACCGGGUUGGGCCAGCGGAUGGCUUGGACAAGGUCCUGCCUUGGAGCGACGCUGCACCUGGCGCCGUCUACUGAAACCAGGCCAAAGUCACGCCUCAUCAGUGCUGCAUGCCCACUCGGCAAAUUCAACGGAUACGGAUCUAAGCACAUUGGACAAUCACGAACUCUGGCUACCUGACUCAAGCAUUAAGGAGCCCACGCCCACUACUAUGACGGCACUACAUCAAUUUGGUGCUGAAAUGUUAAAGCUAUCACGAGGUCUAGAGUCGGUGGCUUCCUCAUCCACCACUGGCUCGCCCACUAAAUCCGAAUUUUCCAUAUCAAAUCAUUUGCAAUUCCCCUGCAGUCCACAACGCUAUGCUUGCCAUCAGCAGCAGCAGCAGCAGCAUUUGCCAGGAGGUGUCUAUCAUCAGCAGAUCUCGCCUAAAAGUAGACAGGGCCAGACAACUCUGGGACUUUCGACCACAACGCUGGGAAUAGAGCGCGAGAGCACACGGAAUUCACUGGCCAGCAGUCGCUUGGGCGGCGAACAGAGCGAUGGAACCCUUUCGCAGUUGUCACAACGUCUGCGAGCCUACAAGAAACGUAGACGUGCCUCGUCAGCCGUAUCUGGACGUGAAAAACGAGCGGGCAAUGAUGAGGCUGACGAAGAACAAGAUACACCCACAUCCUCACUUAGACGGCACAAGCGUCACAAUAGUUUGCCCAAAAAUGCUCUCUACACGCGUCACACAACACUCCCAGAGAGCCUGGACAAUGAUGAAGAGGAUGACGAGGAGCCCACGACUACACAUAAUGAGCAACUAUCGAAAUCGACAUCGAUUAGCAAGGCUUGUCACUCGGACACGGAGCUGGAGCAACAACAGUCUAAACAGUGUCAGGUUAGCGGAGGUCAAACACAUCCGCAAUCCGACUAUUUGCAAUUGCCAUCGGUGUGCACAUGUCCGUAUUUUGGAGAUCGGCCGUUGCAGAAUUGCGUAAAGACGGCAGAGGUUAAGAUAAUAUCGACAGCCUUUAAGGUGACAACAACAACAACAACUGUUGUCAGCAGUUCACCAAGUGAAAUGGAGCUGCUCCUGUGCAGCAGUGGUAAUAAAAAGGCUCUGACAUCUAGUGUAAGUGCAUGUGGUUCAGGAGGCACUGGGUCUGGUGGUGCCGGUGGAAACCAACCCAUGGGCGGGUCAACCCUCAGUCCGCAUUCUGCUCAUCAUCAAGGCGUUAGUGGCAGUUCGCUAACGGUGCAAAGCGAUAGCAGUGGCUUUCUAGCUGCUCCAGGAACACCUUGCCCUGGAAGGCGUAAGCUCAGCAUAUCCAAGACUGCCUCAGUAGUCACAUGGGACGCGAGCCGUCAUCGACGGCGAGGAAGUAGCUUUGGUGGUGUUCGCACCUCGUUACUUCUUACGCCCACAAAAACGGCAACCACUUCUACAUCGUCCACCCCACUAAGGCGCUCAGCCACGCUAAGAAGUCAUCAGAACAUGAACUACCACAGUGGAAGCGGGACAGGCGGUGGUGGAGAUGGUAACGGGAGCAAGAACAGAGGCGCCUCGUCAUCACCUUGCAUGUUACAGCGACAGCAGACAGUACGUUCCCAUCACUCGAGAAAUUCCAGUGUGAUUUCAAGGAAUUCAUCACGCCAUGGACGAAUCAUACGACUUGAGCAAAAGGCCACCAAGGUACUUGGUGUGGUUUUCUUCACAUUCGUCAUACUAUGGUCUCCGUUUUUCGUGCUCAACCUGUUGCCCACUGUCUGUGGGGAGUGUGAGGAACGCAUUAGCCACUGGGUGUUCGAUGUGGUAACCUGGUUAGGUUAUGCCAGCUCAAUGGUCAAUCCCAUAUUCUACACCAUUUUCAAUAAGGUCUUUAGGCAGGCAUUCAAGAAGGUUCUGCUCUGCCGUUACUCCACCACAAGCGCCUGGCGGCCAAGCAGAUAGCAAACACCCGUCAAACCGGGCAAACUGAAGGCAAAGCCUCAAAAAUGUGCCAGUGUAGAUUUUCAGGAUGCCAGAACACAACCCGGAACGGAAAUGGUUGCUGGUACAAGAACCACAACAACAACAACAGGUCAUCGUGGUGUUCUCAAAAGAGGCGGGGCAGUGGGCAACAUAAAAUGAGACAAAUCGGUAUCGGAGAACCCCUUGACCUGCGGUUCACCGCAUAACGUGUCGUAUGCGCAAUCUGUUGAUACUCGUCCCAAUCAUGCCCACACAUAUCUGUGAAGAUUUCUGGGGUUCUAUAAAUGUGUUUGGCCCAGAGGCUUAAGUGCUUAUGUGUCUCUAAUUAAUUUCAAAAUUCAAUUUGCAUGCCAUUGAGAACACUCUGGUGGCUCUGGUCAAGUGCUGGAAUAGUUUAAUCUCCCUUCACCCACAAUAUGCCCGGCACUUUUCAUGGCAUACCAAGACAACAUAGCCCACAACACGCACGAGUUUGUGCUUCGACUGUGGAAGAAUGUUUUGAAUCUUUAAAUGGAAGUACAGUAAACUUACUAGUAAAGAAAAUUAAGUAUAUAAGAUUAGAUUAUCUAAAAUAUUAUGUUAGUGCCAGAUGAUUAGUUAAAUAUUAAAUGCUAAUAUAAGAGAAAACCGACUCCGUU
Molecule: messenger RNA, 3587 nt
Organism: Drosophila willistoni
Lineage: Eukaryota; Metazoa; Arthropoda; Insecta; Diptera; Drosophilidae
Gene: 5-HT2B
Product: serine-rich adhesin for platelets
Exons: 6
Coding region: 118-2928 (936 amino acids)
Biological process (GO): G protein-coupled receptor signaling pathway, coupled to cyclic nucleotide second messenger; chemical synaptic transmission
Cellular component (GO): membrane; dendrite
Molecular function (GO): neurotransmitter receptor activity; G protein-coupled serotonin receptor activity
Source: RefSeq, a predicted model, not a curated record